Molecule: messenger RNA, 1974 nt
Organism: Haemorhous mexicanus (house finch)
Lineage: Eukaryota; Metazoa; Chordata; Aves; Passeriformes; Fringillidae
Gene: CLASRP
Product: CLK4 associating serine/arginine rich protein
Exons: 18
Coding region: 206-1939 (577 amino acids)
Source: RefSeq, a predicted model, not a curated record
CCCACAAAGCAGCUUCUUAUUAGGCCCCGCUCUUCCGCUUCCGCUUCCGCUCGUCACUUCCGCUUCCGGGUGCGCCGAGCGCGGACCCUCCUCCUCCCCCUCCUGCACCCCCCUUUUCCCCAGGAAGGUUCCGGAAGGUCCUGGCAGCCCGAGGCAGGUCCCGGAAGGUCGCGGAAGGUUCCGGAAGGUUCCGGAAGGCGCGGGGAUGUGGCACGAGGCGCGCAAGCACGAGCGCAAGCUGCGGGGGAUGAUGGUGGACUACAAGAAACGCGCCGAGAGGCGCCGCGAGUACUACGAGAAAAUCAAAAAGGACCCGGCCCAGUUCCUGCAGGUGCACGGCCGGGCCUGCAAGGUGCACCUGGACUCUGCCGUGGCCCUGGCAGCCGAGAGCCCCGUCAACAUGAUGCCCUGGCAGGGGGACACCAACAACAUGAUCGACAGGUUCGACGUCCGUGCUCACCUGGAUUUCAUCCCCAUGUACACCCCGGCCCUGCUCAGCCCCACCUCACCGGAGCAGGAGUCCGACGAGCGCAAAUGCAACUACGAGCGGUACCGGGGCCUGGUGCAGAACGACUUCGCUGGCAUCUCGGAGGAGCAGUGCCUGUACCAGAUCUACAUCGACGAGCUCUACGGGGGCCUCCAGAAACCCAACGAGGAUGAGAAGAAAAAGCUGGCGGAAAAAAAGGCUUCCAUAGGCUACACCUACGAGGACAGCACGGUGGAGGAGCUGGAGAAUUCCCUGGAGAAGCGAGCGGGGGACGAGGAGGACUCCGAGGAGGACUCCAACACCGACGAGGACGAAGUGAUCCCGGACAUCGACGUGGAGGUGGACGUGGAUGAGCUGAACCAGGAGCAAGUGGCCGACCUGAACAAGCAGGCCACCACCUACGGCAUGGCCGAGGGGGAUUUCGUCAGGAUGCUGAGGAAGGACAAGGAGGAGGCUGAAGCCAUCAAAAACGCCAAGGCCCUGGAGGAGGAGAAGGCCAUGUACUCGGGCCGCCGCUCCCGCCGGCAGCGCCGGGAAUUCCGGGAGAAGCGGCUGAAAGGCCGGAAAAUCAGCCCCCCCAGCUACGCCCGCCGGGACAGCCCCACCUACGACCCCUACAAACGCUCCCCCUCGGAAUCCAGCUCGGAGUCGCGUUCCCGGUCCCGCACGCCGUCCCCGGGCCACGAGGAGAAGAUCACCUUCAUCACCAGCUUCGGCGGCAGCGACGAGGAGCCCCCGGCCGGGCCCGGCGCCGCCGCCGCCGCCCGCGGCCGCCGCAGCUCCCGGGAGCGGCCGCGCCCGCCGGCGCCCGGAGCCUCCGCGCCCGCCCACCGAGCCUCCUCCCGGUGCGGGCCGCAGAUUUUUCUGCUUUUCCCCCAGAUUUUUCUGCUUUUUUCCCAGAUUUUCCUGCUUUUUUCCCAGAUUUUCCUGCUUUUUCCCCAGAUUUUCCUGCUUUUUCCCAUUUUUCCCAUUUUCCCCAUUUUCCCCAGCCUCCCCUCCCCCAGCUCCCCUCCCAAAUCCCCCCAAAUUCCCGGGAUGGGCUCAGGGUUGCUGGGAAGGGCUCGGGGGGGGGUUUGGGGGUCCCCAGCCCCAUCCCAGCCCCUUCUCCUGAGCCAAAUUCCCACAUUUUUGCAGCCCAAGCUGACCCCGCAGGAGAAGCUGCGGCUCAGGAUGCAGAAGGCUCUCAACAGGCAGUUCAAGGCCGACAAGAAGGCGGCGCAGGAGAAGAUGCUGCAGCAGGAGCAUGAGAGACAGGAGCGCGAGGACGAGCUGCGCGCCAUGGCCCGCAAGAUCCGCAUGAAGGAGCGCGAGCGGCGGGAGAAGGAGCGCGAGGAGUGGGAGCGCCAGUACAGCCGCCAGAGCCGCAGCCCCUCCCCGCGCCACGGUCGGGAGUACAGCUCCUCCCGGAGGCACUCUCGGUCGCACUCGCGGAGCCCCCACUACCGGCACUGAGGGACGGAGCCAAUAAAUCCCUGGAAAAGCCCAAA